Fusarium musae is the source of this 219-nucleotide messenger RNA. RefSeq lists its product as uncharacterized. Gene Ontology annotation, molecular function: zinc ion binding. Bases 1 to 219 code for a protein of 72 amino acids. The transcript has 2 exons. NCBI's taxonomy places the organism in Eukaryota, Fungi, Ascomycota, Sordariomycetes, Hypocreales, Nectriaceae. The record is from RefSeq and is a predicted model, not a curated record.
AUGCCUCCUAAGCGAAUCCGUUGCACCGCUGCUUCGUGCCGUGAGCCCGCUCAACGGAUCGUUGGCGACUGCACCUUUUGCCAAGGUCAUUUCUGCGGCAAGCACCGCCUACUAGAAGACCACAAGUGUACCGGUCUCGAGGACUGCAAGAAGCAGUCUCACGAGCGUAACGCUGCACAACUCGAGUCGGAACGAACCCAGGUUAUCCGGGGUGUGUAA